AUGGCUAAAUCAGCAAGAGCGUUGUCUGUGAAGAAGAACCACCGUGCCCUUCGAGCCACAGUUUUCGGUCCCGCCCACGAUGCCCGCACCGCCAGACUCUCCGCGAAAUUGCAGGAACUGGCCGCCAAACCGAAGCCCGAAACUGAAAAGGCUAUGAACGUAGACGAGGGGCAUGGGGAAGACGCUGAAGACCAGCCUAGAGAUAACAACAAUGAGGGUAUUGGUCUUCCAGCUUUUGAAGCCACAUCCAACACUGACCAGUAG
Cladophialophora yegresii CBS 114405 is the source of this 264-nucleotide messenger RNA. RefSeq lists its product as uncharacterized. Gene Ontology annotation, cellular component: preribosome, large subunit precursor. The record is from RefSeq and is a predicted model, not a curated record. The transcript has a single exon. Bases 1 to 264 code for a protein of 87 amino acids. NCBI's taxonomy places the organism in Eukaryota, Fungi, Ascomycota, Eurotiomycetes, Chaetothyriales, Herpotrichiellaceae.